AUGAUCAGAAAUCCAAAUUACUCAAGUUUUGUUUGCUGUAGUGUUUGUAAUAAAAUAAUUCCAACAGCUCCUGUUGGGGAAACCUUCAAACGGAUCUAUGAAUACAAGCCACUUAAGACACGCUUUUAUACACACAGAGAUAUACUGGAUAUUGGAGCAAGUAUUCAGAAUAAAGAAGAGGAGUUUCGAGAAGCUAUACUCAAAGAACACAUUGCAAAAGCAGAGGCUGAAGUGUGGGCUAAGGCCAAAGAACGCCAAAAACAAGCAGUGGAAAAAGCACUUGAAGAAGCAAAUGACAAACACAGAAUUGACCUUCUGAUUCUGGAAGAGAAACAUCAAAAAGAUCUACAGGAUGUAGUGGAUAAAACCAGGUUAGAGAUGCAUCAAAACAUGGAAGAAGAAAUGAAGAGAGAAAACUUGGCUGCAGAACAACGCAUGGUCCACAGAAUCCAAAGGAUUAUGAUGGAGUGCCACAGGGAGAAGGUCUAUGCUGUGGAGUUAGCCAGGGCUGAGGAAAGGCAGAUAGCCCAAGAAGAAAUCCAGGCCCAGAAAAGGAAGGCCAUGGAGGAACUUGUGCACGCUGGUGUAUCUGUUGUUAAGGAUCAGAGGAAGAGUGUGAAUCUACUGAUAAAGGAAAAAGAACAUGAAAUGAACGUCUACUAUGGCAUGGCUCAUAGGCAGAAGCAAGAAGAGGUUCAGGAAGUGCUUCAAGAAGCAGAGAAAACACAUCAAGCUACACUUGGAAAUGUGAUGGAUAAACUGGUUAACACUCAAGGGGAGCUGUUGUCCAUAGCAAAACAACUGGGAAUCAUGACAAAUUGGAAAGAUUUUCUAGAGGAGGAAUUACAGGAAACCAGGGCAGCAUUUCAAAAAUACAUCAAUUAUACUUUUCCUUCGCUUUCACCAGGGCAAGCCGAUUUUAUUCUGCCAGAAAGAAAGAAAACACCUUCCGAUCUUGCUAUUAAUGAGAAGGAAAUAACUUAAUUAGAAGUCUUCAACUGGAAUUUCACUACAAAAGAUAUCAUUCCAAAGACCAAAUAAAUCCACUCAAAAAGCAUUUAUUGAUCCCAAUUAUGUGCAGUGUACUACUGGGUUGUAAGCAUUUCAGUAGAAGACCAAAGUAUUCAAAAGCACAUUCCAGGCUACAGUGAGCUUCAAGUCUAAAUGAGGAGAGAAAACAGUGAGAGGAAUCAAAACUGCUUAGGCGAGAAAAAGGUUACUUGGAAGAAGUCUAAACACACUUCUGGAUCUGGCUGUAUUCAUUUCAGCAUCACACAUGUAACUAUUUUAGUGUGUGUUGCAGUUGAAAACAAGUAAAGGGACAUGUUCUUAUAUUGUUACCA
Trichechus manatus latirostris (Florida manatee) is the source of this 1343-nucleotide messenger RNA. RefSeq names its product chromosome unknown C6orf163 homolog (gene CUNH6orf163). The record is from RefSeq and is a predicted model, not a curated record. Lineage: Eukaryota; Metazoa; Chordata; Mammalia; Sirenia; Trichechidae. Bases 1 to 984 code for a protein of 327 amino acids. The transcript has 5 exons.